Diceros bicornis minor is the source of this 1679-nucleotide messenger RNA. It is a transcript of the gene TST, whose product is annotated as thiosulfate sulfurtransferase. Gene Ontology annotation, molecular function: thiosulfate-cyanide sulfurtransferase activity. The record is from RefSeq and is a predicted model, not a curated record. Bases 620 to 1513 code for a protein of 297 amino acids. Gene Ontology annotation, cellular component: mitochondrion. NCBI's taxonomy places the organism in Eukaryota, Metazoa, Chordata, Mammalia, Perissodactyla, Rhinocerotidae. Gene Ontology annotation, biological process: transsulfuration. The transcript is spliced from 2 exons.
CCGGGCCGCUCGGGAUUGGGCCGCCGGCCGGGCCACCUGCGACCCAGGGCGGGGUCCCCGUAACGACAGCGGGGCGGGGUGUCCCGGGAACCCCGGACCCAACUGGGGCAGAAGGCACCGCGCCGGGGCUGGACUUGGGCAUUCUGGAGGGGGGCGAGCGCAUGCUGCUACGAGGCGGUAGGAGGGUUUGCGAGAGGCGCGGACCCUCCCCCAUGCGCCCCUUCCCCUGCUCUCCCAGGAAAGGGGGCUCUAGGCCCAAGAAGCCAUCUCCCCCCAUCUUGGGCAUCUUUUCGCUGCUCUUUUCUGGCAGGAUCCCGAGGGCGAAUAUUGUAGCUUCUAGGGCCAGCCGCCCUCCCAGCCAGCUCCCGGACUAAAACCCUCAGAAGCGCAUGCCCCACCCCCUUCUGCGCGGGAGGGCCCCAGGGUGGGGCGGAGCAGGAUUUUCUUGGGGAAUCUUUGACCCUACCCCACUGCACCCCCCAGCCCCGCGGGGUUGCUGUAAACAAGUGCGGUAGGAAAGAAGCUCCUCCUCCAGGCCCCACUUCGCUGCACACACAGUGUUCAUGCCCGUCUCUUUCCCGGUUCCCGUCCGCGCCAGGUGACGCGCAGAGCCGAAACCAUGGUUCAUCAGGUGCUCUACCGGGCGCUGGUGUCCUCCAAGUGGCUGGCGGAGUCGGUCCGGGCUGGCAAGCUGGGCCCCAGCCUGCGGGUGCUGGACGCGUCCUGGUACUCCCCGGGCACCCGCGAGGCCCGCAAGGAGUACCUGGAGCGCCAUGUGCCGGGCGCCUCCUUUUUUGACAUAGAGGAGUGCCGGAACACGGCGUCGCCCUACGAGAUGAUGCUGCCCAGCGAGGCGGGCUUCGCUGACUACGUGGGCCGCCUGGGCGUCAGCAACGACACGCACGUGGUCGUGUAUGAUGGUGACCACCUGGGCAGCUUCUACGCGCCGCGGGUGUGGUGGAUGUUCCGUGUGUUUGGCCACCGCACCGUGUCGGUGCUCAAUGGCGGCUUCCGGAACUGGCUGAAGGAAGGCCACCCGGUGACAUCUGAGCCGUCAUGCCCAGAGCCCGCCGUCUUCAAAGCCACACUGGACCGCUCCCUGCUCAAGACCUACGAGCAGGUGCUGGAGAACCUGGAAUCUAAGAGGUUCCAGCUGGUGGAUUCUCGUUCCCAGGGGCGGUACCUGGGCACUGAGCCAGAGCCCGAUGCAGUAGGACUGGACCCGGGCCACAUCCGAGGCUCGGUCAACAUGCCGUUCAUGGACUUCCUGACGGAGGACGGCUUUGAGAAGAGUCCAGAGGAGCUCCGUGCUAUGUUCGAGGCCAAGAAGGUAGACCUCGAGCAGCCCCUCAUCGCCACCUGCCGGAAGGGUGUCACCGCCUGCCACAUUGCCCUGGCCGCCUACCUCUGCGGCAAGCCCGACGUGGCCGUCUAUGAUGGCUCCUGGUCCGAGUGGUUCCGCCGGGCGCCCCCAGAGACCCGUGUGUCCCAGCGGAAGGGUGGGAAGGCCUGAGCAGUCAGCUCUCCUCCGCUCGCCCCCACUCCCGCCGGCGUAGUGCCCCCUGCGUGACCUGCAGCUGGUUCACACCUCUUCAGCAGAGAAGGGUGACAAGUUUUAGAAUUGCUGUGUAAAGCCCCCCUUUUCCCAGCAGCACUGGAAUAAACUCGGCCUUUUCUGA